CCCGCAGCACCGUCGCGCCGCGCCAGCUUCGCCACCAUGGCUGGGGGGCACCACGUCGCGCUCCUCUGCUCUCUGAUUAUCGUCCUGGUCACCAGUGUCGACACCCGGUUCGCCGGCGGUGUGGAUCCCGGCUUUGCUCACUAUCCACGAGACAAGUCUGACGGUUACGCGGCCAACGGCCUUCUCAAGCCCAGUGUGACGCCAAGUCAGCGCUCUGCCAAAGCCCUCCCCGGAGUAAAGGACAACGACCCAAAGUCGACCUCUUCAGCCGACGGACGCACACCGCUGCGUUUGACGCCAGAAAAGAGUGAGAGCUGCGACCGACACCGACUUAGAAAAUGUGGCACACGCACUGUGCAUCCAGACAGAGCCCGCGGUGGUCUGAUGGCUAGAAACGCUCUGAUGCCAAGAAGCCGUCCCGGGAGAGUCGUCUUCAUCGAUGCUUCAAUGGCAGCCAUCCCCAAAGGGUUCAACAUCCGCGGUCGUUUGCGGAUCUCGCGGGACGCCGGCUUUUUCACGUCUGACCUCAGUCAGCUGUCUAACCAAUGGCAGACGGUGGAUGCCAAAAGGAACGCCGAAUGUCCACAGAAGUGCUUGGAGGCUGGCUACUCCUAUGCAGCAAUGCAGACGCAGACAAACAGAGGCUGGUGCAAAUGUGCUCGUCAGCUGAACAACAUUGCGCAGGCUACUCGAAAAGAGGUGAUGAGGGGUGACAUCCAAGUGCUCAAUCUUCAAGCAAUCAAACAAAGAAGACUGCAAGUCAUCCAGCUGGCAAAACUUCACAGACAGGUGGCCAUUGCUAGCUACAAAAUCAUCAUAAAGAAUCCGAAGUGGUACCGCUUUGUGACCGUGACUUCCGUGCCAAGCGCAUACGGACUGCGGAUCGGCAUGACGAGAUCCCCGUCAGUCUGCUUCAAACGCUGCGCUGCCAGCAGCUUCAACUACGCCUUCUACUCCGUCUAUGGCUGCUUCUGUUCCAACGAUAAGAGCGACGUCAAAGUGAUCCGACCUCAGUACCGCAGCCUGAAAUAUUUCGCUGCCGGAAGGACCUGUCUCUUCUACAUUAGCAGAGUCAACAGGCUCAAGCCCUCAGGAACAGCGGCAGUAAUCAAAGGACGAAAGGGUUACCUUAUCUUACGGUCUCCAAACGGCCGGGUGCAGACGGGCCGCUUCAUGGCCGCCAGUCUACUCCAGAGCCAGGCGUGGCGCCGUCUGCCGGCCGUGCCGCCCCUCUUCUGUCUCCAGAUGUGUGCCCUCAGAGGGUACACGUACGCUGCCGUCGGCAACAGCGAAGAUCCAACAUGUGACUGCGCAAGAACUCCACCAACAAAUUUGCUGUUCCGGGUGUGGAGAAGUGACAGCGACAAGCAAGUGUUUAUGCUCAGCGGCCUUCCAAAAGCAGGAAAAAUGACAUCGGUAACCGUCAUGAGAGGCAGUUUCCUCCAGUUUACUUUCUCGGGGACGUCGGCGGCUCGUCCGAUCGUGCUCUACCUGAGGUCGGCUCCUCCUGCCGGCUGGACGUUCCGAUUGCCAUCAGGCGGAGACAGUUUCCCUCAAAAGUACCGGCUCCUCGCAUACUGUCCACUCAUGUGCAGAGCACAGGGCUUCCCGUACGCUGCCGUCCGCUUCCAGCCCGCCGGGUGCUCGUGUCUGGGCCCGGCCGAGGUGGACGCCGUGCGUUCCGACACCAGCAGCUCUCCUGACGGCGCCUCACCAGACAGCACCAUCCAGAUCAUACAGCUCGGAUCGCUCCAGGGUUCUGCCUUCCCCAAAGAGCUGCUGGUGCUCGGCCGAACUUCCAGCGGGGAUCAGUGGUCUUUCAGUCCCCGAUGGAUCACCAUCUCCAUCAGACUCGGAGCUGGCUUACAGGGCUCGCUGGAAUUGGAGGGGCAGACGAGAUCUGUCAGCGUGCUUGCUUCUGGUAUCCCAAUCAAGACUCCUCCCGUUUUCAUCGAUGCUGGGGCGGCAUUCGUUCCAAAAGGGUUCAACAUCCGCGGUCGUCUGCGGAUCUCGCGGGACGCCGGCUUUUUCACGUCUGACCUCAGUCAGCUGUCUGGCCAGUGGCAGACGGUGGACGCCAGAAGGAACGCCGAAUGUCCGCAGAAGUGCUUGGAGGCUGGGUUCUCCUAUGCAGCGAUGCAGACGCAGACAAAGAGAGGCUGGUGCAAGUGUGCUUUGCAGCUGCAAAAUAUAGACAAAUACGCCAGGAGAGAUAGCGUAAAAACAGGGGACAUUCAAGUGAUCAGUCUACGGCGUAUAGGAGAGAAACAACUUCAAGUCGCGAGGCUGGCUGAGUUACACAGACAGGCCGCGAUCAAGGCCUACAAAAUGAUCAUGCAGAAUCCUAAAUGGUACCGUCAAGUGACCGUCGUGUCUGUGCCGAGGACGUACGGACAGAACAUAGGCAUUGCCAGCAACCCGGCGUCCUGCUUCAAGGGCUGCGCCACGAGCAACUUCAACUACGCCUUCUACACAGUUUAUGGCUGCCUGUGCUCCAACGACAAGAGCGACGUUAAAGUGGUCCGGCCCCGGUACCGUAGCCUGAAAUAUUUCGCCGCUGGAAGGACCUCUCUCUUCUACAUCGGCCGGGUCAACAGGCUCAAACCUUCAGGAAAUGUGAACAUUUACGAAGGGCCAAAUGGCUUCAUCGUCGCACAGUCUUUGAAAGGCCGGGUGCAGACGGGCCGCUUCAUGGCCGCCAGUCUGCUCCAGAGCCAGGCGUGGCGCCGUCUGCCGGCCGUGCCGCCCCUCUUCUGUCUCCAGAUGUGUGCCCUCAGAGGCUACACGUACGCCGCCGUCGGCAACAGCCAAGACCCUACAUGUGACUGCUCAAAACGAUCUCCAAACGAAGCAGAUCUCUUCCGAACGGCGAAGAGCGACAGCGACAGACAAGUGUUCUUCCUGAAGGGACUGCCGAGGAUAGGAAAAAUGAGCCUAGUCUACGUAACAGAGAACAGCUUCCUGCAAUUCAUAUUCUCCGGGACGUCGGCGGCUCGUCCGAUCGUGCUCUACCUUAGGUCGGCGCCUCCUGCCGGCUGGACGUUCCGAUUGCCAUCAGGCGGAGACAGUUUCCCUCAGAAGUACCGGCUCCUCGCAUACUGUCCACUCAUGUGCAGAGCACAGGGCUUCCCGUACGCUGCCGUCCGCUUCCAGCCCGCCGGGUGCUCGUGUCUGGGCCCGGCCGAGGUGGACGCCGUGCGUUCCGACACCAGCAGCUCUCCUGACGGCGCCUCACCAGACAACACCAUCCAGAUCAUACAGCUCGGAUCGCUCCAAGGCGCUGCUAUUCCCAAAGAAUUACUGGUGCUGGACCGAACUGCCAGCGGGGGUCAGUGGUCAUUCAAUCCCAGAUGGAUCACCAUCUCCAUCAGGCUCGGAGCUGGCUCAAAGGACUUCCUAAACUUGAAGGGACUGACGGGGACUUAUGAUGGUAUUUCGUUCAGAUUUGAUGUCCAAGAUAACAAUUACUACUUCUUAUUCAUCAAUGGAGCCCCGGCUCCGAGCGGUUUCAGCGGCUCGCUGCCGUCCGGCGACUGGCGGGACCUGGGUCAGCGGCCCGUGUCCGACUGUCUGGCCGCCUGCGCGCGCCACAACCUCCUCUUCAUGGCUGUGCGCGUGCAGGGCGACACGACCGCGUGCUGGGGCGCGCCGGCCGCCGACCUCUCCAGCCUGCAGCACAGCGCUCCGGACGUGGCCGGCAUGUACCAGCUGUUCAGCCUAGACGGACUCCGGGUCGGCCAGAAGAGUCACUUCUCCUACGGCGGAAUCGUGAAUGUCAUUUCGGAGAGCCUCGCGAACGGCUACGAACGGUUCUCAAUAGUGAUGAAAGGAGACAGUCAGCCGUCGCCGCUGGCCAGCUACUUUACCGACACGGUGCCCGGCUCAGUGCGCUGGCUGCCCACCACCUUCCCGGACAGCCCGGCCCAGUGUGUGGCCCGCUGCUGCGGCCUGCGCUUCUCGCUGGCGCUGGUCCGCUCGUCGAACGACCGGCUGUGUCUGUGUGGCGACCUGCGUGCGGGCGGUGAUCUCGGUCUGACGGACACCAGCCCUCCGUCCAGCGCGGGGAGCAUGCAGGUCGUCCGCCUGCCGCCUCCGCCGCCGCCAGCCGAGCUAGACAGCUCAGUAGACGACGGGGAGGGAGGAGUGCAACACUCAACGAUAGUGGCAUCUUGGCUAACGCCUACGCUUUGCAGAAUCAUCGUGAAUGGAGAGCCUGCCAGAGUGCAGUUCGUCCGACUGGGUGCGGUGGAGCGCACCAAAGCUGUCGACGUUGGACCACCCGGCGACGACCCGGGCGUGUGCAUAUCCAAAUGCAUGUCUGAGCUCAAGAUGCCGGCUAUGAACAAGGACCAUUGUUUCUGCCUGAGCGUUGGAGACGUGGAGCUGGAAGAGACUCUCAUGGAAGGCGGCGACGUCCUCAGUGUUCUGGACAUCACGAAAUACGUGGUUAAGCCGAAUG
This is a messenger RNA of Amphibalanus amphitrite, 4459 nucleotides long. RefSeq lists its product as uncharacterized. The record is from RefSeq and is a predicted model, not a curated record. The annotation marks the transcript as partial. The transcript is spliced from 33 exons. NCBI's taxonomy places the organism in Eukaryota, Metazoa, Arthropoda, Thecostraca, Balanomorpha, Balanidae.